AUGCUCUCCGACGAGGACGCCGAGUACGACACCGCCGACACCGCGGGUGAAGCAUCUACAAUCAACGCUAUGGGAUCCAGGAAAGCCGGUCUGGGGACUGGCACAAAUAGUGCUGUUGGUGAGAACGAUGAGGUGGAAUUCAGUGAUCGUGAUGCAUCAGGAGAGGAGCUUGACGAAGAUGCUGAAGGCGAGCUCGACGAAGAUGCCGAAGGCGAGGAAGACAACGACUACGUAAUGCAUCAACAAAUUGCUAUCCAUGGUCCCAACGGCCAUGGUCGCAACGAUGUCGAGGAGGAGGAGGACGUGGACGCCGAGGGAGAAGAAUACGACCAAGACGAGGGUGUGGGCGCUGUCAAAUUCAAGCCCGGAGAAACAGAUGACGAAGAAGUGGAUUUAGAGAGCAACGCAUCUGAUCCGCCCAGUGCCCUCGAGGAUGAGUCAGACGAGGAGGUUCCGUGGGAAGACGCGAGGGGUGUGGGUGAAGAAGACGAAGACUCGGAGGCGGUUCUGACGAACAACUGCAUAUUCUGCAAGCAAGAUGAGGAAAACGACCCCAGUGAGGACUUUGAAGCGUUCCUGUCUUGUGCAGGCUGCGGGGAAAACGCGCAUCAGCAAUGUGCCCGCGAUUCGGCGGCUAUGAGCGAGCAAAACAAUCCCAAAAAUUGGAAGUGCCCCGAGUGCUUCCAUGGCGAUUCCGACAUCGAGGAGCAAGAGGACCAAGAGAUGGACGAUCAAGGUGUGGAUGACGCCCAGUUCACAUCACAGCAGUCGGAUGUCCACGAGCUUCCUGGAGAAAUAUUGCCCUCUCAGUCGAGAAUGGAUGGCUCAUCGUCUCCUUCCGCCCUCACCGAAGAUCCUACCAUGGACGACGAGAUGGACGGUUCCCGCACGCUGAGGAAACGAAAGUCAUCAUCUCUAGAAUCCGAGGAUAAUGCCGUGUCCCUCAGAAAACGCCGACGGAAUCAGUCCAAUGAACCGAACUCGUCAAACGAGGACGCAAUGGAUAACGAAAACUCGGCGGAAGCUACAAGGCAACAUCCCUCAAGAGCUCGACUCAAAGUUUCGAGACCGCCACCAGUCAUCAUUGAGAAACGUACCCGAAACGCCUUGGUUUUGAAGAUCCAAGUCCGACCCGGCAACCUCAAGGAAAUCCUCUCUCGGAGAAAACGCGACAGAAGACGACCUCCAGCAGGGAGUGCUACUAGACCAGCGCCUCAGCGCCCAGCAACCAUUGCCGCGACACCAGUAGCAGCGGCAGCGGUAGCGGCAACCCCCAAGAACGAUCCUCCUCCGGUCUCUAUUCUCCCAACGCCAUUUACCUCAGAUGCUUACUCACAACCCUUCUACUCGUUCUUCGAUAGAGAGACGGAGGAUAUGAAAGGCAAACCCUAUGGCGGUAUUUUGUCGGAAAUUGAGGCCGAUACCUCGAAAACACUCCCCAUACCCGAGGAUCGCCGGAAAUUCGACGAAGCUAAACAAAAGGCUGAAGACGAAUGGAGGGCCCGCGUCCUCGCCAUGCAGGCCGAGGCCGACGUCCCCAUUCGAAAAUCCAAGAAGUCGUCCGAAAAUGCCAGUCAGAUUGAGUGCAUUGAGUUCGGGGGCUGGGAAAUCGAUACCUGGUAUGCAGCACCAUAUCCAGCUGAGUACAGCCGAAACCGUGUGUUGUAUAUCUGCGAAUUCUGCCUCAAGUACAUGAACUCGGACUAUGUCGCGUGGAGGCACAAGCUCAAAUGCCCAGCAAAGCAUCCGCCUGGCGAUGAGAUAUAUCGGCACGGCUCCGUGUCAGUAUUUGAGGUGGACGGUCGCAAAAACCCCGUCUACUGCCAAAACCUUUGCCUUCUUGCCAAGUUGUUCCUUGGCUCAAAGACGCUUUACUAUGACGUGGAACCCUUCCUCUUCUAUGUCCUCUGCGAAUACGACGAUUGUGGCUACCACUUUGUGGGAUAUUUCUCCAAAGAAAAACGGGCUAGUAGCCAGAACAACGUCUCAUGCAUUCUGACAUUGCCCAUUCACCAGCGGAAGGGCUAUGGCAAUCUUCUCAUUGAUUUUUCGUACCUACUCACAAAAGUCGAACAGAAGACGGGCUCACCAGAAAAGCCCUUGUCAGACAUGGGCCUGGUAUCUUACCGCAACUACUGGCGCUUAAUUUUGUGCCGGUACUUCCUCAACGUCAUGGACGGGGAGGAGUUCAAGAAACAAGGCCUCAGCAUCAAACGCAUAUCCGAUGACACAGGAAUGACAGCCGAUGAUGUAAUCGCUGCCUUGGAGGGUCUGCGUGCCUUGGUGCGAGAUCCACAUACGAAGCUUUACGCGUUCAGAGUGGACGUGGACUACUGUCGACAAUAUGUGGCCAAGUGGGAGUCCAAGGGGCAUGUGAGGUUGAAACCCGAAGCUCUCGCUUGGACUCCGUAUGUGAUGGGGCGCAGCAAUGCAACCAACUUUGAGCUUGGCCCGCCCAUCAAUACAAUUGCGCCUCGCGAAGAUGACGAGGCGAAAAUUGACGAGGGUCUUGAGACUGGUGGCACCGAGAGCCAGCCAACCACCAAUGGCGAGACGAAGAGCGCAUCUGAGCAAGGGACGGAACGCCUGCGAGAAUCAGCUGAAGCGGAGGAUGGUGCUGUGCUGGAACCAGUCGAUUCUGUUGAGAAGAUGGCUGCCGCUAACGACGAUGAGAGUGCGUCCCUUAAAGAUGAAGAGAUGCACGAUGUUGCGGAAGAUAGCGGAGAGCCUUGGGAACUGCCCUACCGGGGUAUCCCUCCUUCACGUUUCGAGAUAUUCCCUACCGUCACAGGGAGUCGGCGCGCCGAUCGAUCGCGCCAGAGUGGGAGUCGCCCAUCCGCGCCGCGAACUGUUAGUAGCAGCUCAAGGCCCAAGCGGCCUGGCGGGAGCAGCAGCCAUCGACCCACACCAUCACGCCCGAAGAGUUCCAAGAGCUCCAAAAGCUCGUCAAGGCGAAAGAGUGGCGGGACUGGCCGGGGGCCUGGGCGAUGGCCAAAGGGAACUAAGAAGGCCGACUAUGGCAAUGCCGAUAGUGGCCCUGGCCUUCCACCUGGGUGGAGAGACAAAGAGCCACAACCCCAACUGCAGCCAAUUACCGAAGGUCAGGACCCUCCAAAGGAACCUGAACAGGUAGAUGGUUCGCCCGUGGGUACACCUGCGCACGAUUCAGUUGUCGUGUCGACUGAGACGGCCAACGGCGUGCCGACUAAUGCAGACGGCGUCGAUCACGACGCGUCCGGGGCCGAAACCGAUCAGGAACAUAAUGAACCCAUCGAAGAGGAUGUCGACGCCGAAGGCGAGGAUGUGUGA
Ilyonectria robusta is the source of this 3309-nucleotide messenger RNA. RefSeq lists its product as uncharacterized. Gene Ontology annotation, biological process: regulation of DNA-templated transcription. The transcript is spliced from 3 exons. The record is from RefSeq and is a predicted model, not a curated record. Lineage: Eukaryota; Fungi; Ascomycota; Sordariomycetes; Hypocreales; Nectriaceae. Gene Ontology annotation, molecular function: histone acetyltransferase activity. The coding region runs from base 1 to 3309 and encodes 1102 amino acids.